AUGUUGUUGGAUUUAUUGGCUUCCAAGGUUUCGGGAGCUGUCCUGAUUGAUAGUUAUACAAAUCACGGUCUCAUGAUGUUUGAUGGUAAUACUUUAUGGUUUAUCGCUGGCUUGUAUUCGGGAACUGAUGGAAAAGCUUACUGUAGUCGACAAAUUAAACUCUGCAUUGACCCACCUUUGCCGUCAGAUGAGAAAUUUAGAGCAAUGUUGGUGAACAGGAAUGGCAGCCGUGUAGCACUUUCGAGUGCACAUUCAGUGUUUGUAAUUGAAAUACCGUGUGAUUGUUGGUGUCGACAGUCUGUAAUACAAAAUCCUUUAAUGGAUCAUUUACAACCUACUUAUCAUUGCAGGAGCCGAUUUGUUGGCUCUCAUACUUCGUCAGUAAAUACUGCGGUUGAUAUUCUUAAAAUGCGGUGGUGUUGGAAGGGACACCAUAAAUCCGGACGUCAUGCUUACAAUAGGUUGGCUGUUCUUUACAGCGGAAAUAUUGUAAGGAUUUAUGAUACUGACGUGACCUGUACUAUACCUGCAGUUAUGAUCGAUUUUAAAUCGAUUCCUGGGCUGUGCGAAUCAAGUGGCGUUCGUUCGUUUGGCGUGCAUAAUUACAUAGCCUCAUUCGAUCUUGGACCAUCAUUUGUUCGUGUGGAUAAUGAAAAUGGUGCAGAAAUUAGUUUGAAAACAUUGUUUGCUAUUGAUAACGAUUGUGGUGACAUUUACAUUGCCGUUUAUGUAGACAGUAGAGUUAUUGAGAUCCAGGGACCUCUUGCAUUAACAGGAACCAUACCAGGAGAUUUUGCUUCCAGUGGUGCCUUCGAUGUGCUUUAUAUACAGUAUCAGGAAAGAACAUCAUUACCGGUUUUCUCGUUAAUAUCUUCUAAUGGAUGUAUCACACAUUUCCUUGCUUUAAUACUAGAAAAGGGAGCUUUCAACGGACAUCUGGAAAUUAUUCUUGUUUCCUAUGAUAAUAUUUUGCUACCUUACAAACCGCUUGCUAAUAUUUCAUAUUGCUUACAGAAUGAUCCUGUGCAACCUGGCCAAUAUUUUGUUGUUUGUGGAGCGAAUCUUUUUUCCAUCAAUAUUAAUCCAUGGGUUCAUUUGUUAUCAAAUUUGCUACUAGAAAAUGCAAAUUACGAAAAAAAUGCAAGCGAUUUGCCUGAUUCGAAAAUCCAUCACGUGUUUGUUGUUUUGGGAAGCACCGAAGCAAAAGGGAUGGCAGAUUCUAUAACAUUUGCCACUACUGCUUGUGUUACCAAAGAUGAAUCUUCAGUUUCCGCUGAUAUUUGCAAAGCUUUCAAUGAGAAAGACAUAGUUUAUAUAGCGGCUACUUCCUCGAAACAGCUGCUUCAUAAAUUUACCAGGCAAGAUACUGUUUGGUGUGAUAAACGUGCAGUAGUUAGACAGCGUAAUGUGCCUAUCGAAGGAAGAACUCAAGACUAUCUUCUUGAGGAAUGUCUGAAAAUCUUUCAAUCCCAAACUGUAAUACCAAGUUUUAGGUUAAAUAAAUCGGUAACGGAAGCUGAAGCUAUAGCAGUAGCUAAUGGCGUUGUACAAGCCUUGGUAGAAAACAUGAGAGUCACACAAGUCGCUUAUAAAAGAAUUCAGGAUAUAAUUACCGAAGAUAUCAAGAGUUUGGAAGCAGUAAAUAAUAAUAAAUCGACGUGUACAGAACGCUUAUUACGGGUACUCUCUGCAUAUGUUGAUCUGAGAAACCAAAUUUAUAAAAUUCAGAGGACAGUUGCACAACUGAAAAAGCGAAGUGAUGAGAUUGGCUCGGGUCUUGUGCAGAAAAUGUUUCCACUAACAGAUCCAGAAAAGGCUUUGAAGGAUAAAUUGGAAACGUUGCGUAUCAAGGUCGAUGGCGUCACGCGGCAGUUACCAUAUCUUGCAGCUGAAGUGGCCACUAAACGCCGUGAUCGUUUUGGUCCCGUCCGUUCAUUUUGUGCAUCGAUGAGUGCACAAAAGUUUAUGCUGUCCAAAAACACAGAAGAUAUCAAUGAAAUGGUUAGUUGGACCAAACAGCUCGUCAAAAAAACUGAUUCCAUACAAGCCAGCAUAGUUGUUGAAGAAACGCUUUCUAGCUCACCGAAAUCUCAAUGUGAAUGA
Molecule: messenger RNA, 2103 nt
Organism: Cercopithifilaria johnstoni
Lineage: Eukaryota; Metazoa; Nematoda; Chromadorea; Rhabditida; Onchocercidae
Source: the annotation of a GenBank genome assembly